Molecule: messenger RNA, 1116 nt
Organism: Phlebotomus papatasi
Lineage: Eukaryota; Metazoa; Arthropoda; Insecta; Diptera; Psychodidae
Product: luciferin sulfotransferase-like
Exons: 3
Coding region: 1-1017 (338 amino acids)
Biological process (GO): sulfation
Cellular component (GO): cytoplasm
Molecular function (GO): sulfotransferase activity
Source: RefSeq, a predicted model, not a curated record
AUGCCAAUUGUUUGGGAGAAAUUUUCUGGUACAGAAGAAGAGGUUGAAAAAGUGAAAUAUGCUGGAAUGGAGGAGUUUAUCAUUGUGAAAAAUACGGACGUUUCGCAAGCACCUGUAUGGCCGAAAGAUCACUCGUACUUUCUUCCUGGUUUCUUCCAGGACUCCAUAGAAACCAUUUAUGAUUUCGAAGUGCGUCCUGAUGAUGUUUGGUUGCUAGCUUUUCCAAAAUCCGGAUCUACAUGGACUCAGGAAAUGAUUUGGCAGAUUUGCAAUGAUUUAGAUUAUGAACGAUCUGAAAAGAAAUAUGAAACAGAGACCUUUACCUACCUUGAAACGAACUACAUCUUAUCUAAGCAAGUGAAAUUACCCAAUAUACUGAACAUGCUGAGAGAAUCAAAAUCUCGUCGAUUUAUCAGGAGUCUAUUGCCAGCCCCUCUGCUUCCCAAGCAGCUAUGGACAGUUAAACCAAAAAUGAUCUACGUGGCUAGAAAUGUUAAAGAUGUAGCCAUCUCCUUCUACCAUUAUUAUAGAAAUGUGCACCACUUUUCUGGGAGUUGGGAAGACUUUUUCGAUAUCUUUAUGAAGGAUCGGGUUAUGUUUGCUCCAUAUCAUACCCAUGUGUCUAACUUCUGGCACAUAAGAAAUGAGGACAACAUACUUUUUCUCACAUAUGAAGAGAUGAAGAGAGAUCAUCCCAAUGUUAUUAGAAAAACUGCUCAGUUUCUGGGAAAAUCUUUGAAAAAAGAAGAAGUUCUUGAGCUUGCAGACUACUUGUCUUUUUCAAGAUUUUCUAAAAAUUCUAGGAUAAAUUUUGAGAAGCACGUUGAUAAAUUUCAAAGGGACCUUCAAACAACACUACCUGAUGCUGACUUUCAUUUUGUGAGGAAGGGAGUGAUAGGAUCUUACAAGGAAGAAAUGCCAAAAGAAGUGAUUGAGCAGUUUGAUAAGUGGACUCUAACAGAAAUAGAAAAAAAUAAUAUGGACCCAGAUAUUCAUCGUGUUUUCUGUGACAUCUAACUCUAAGAAUAUUUUGAAAAGAGUGUUUUCAUUCAGAGAUCGUCAUAAACAUUAAAUAAGACAGCGGUGGACGAAAAUAAAAUAAAGUUCUUUGAUGUU